AAGAUUUGGAAUUUUUAAUCGAUGUGCCGCUGAGUAUUAAGAAGAAGCACGAAAUAGCGUACUUAGCUAAAGAAAUCGAAAUAUUAGCAAAGGAUUCAAACUGCGAAACUGUCGUCGAUUUUGGGUCAGGAUUGGUCUAGAAUGCAAUGAGACGCAUUACGUUGGUGCUAAAAAACGUCAAAGAAAAUACCACAGUGAUUCAAUUGAUCAUGUUAAAUAUGUAAAACAUACUGUUAAUGAAGAAUCAUAUGUAAAUAUAGACGAAUAUGUAGAAGAUAAAUUUGUAAGCUGUAAUAGUUUUUGCAUAGCAGGCUUACACGCGUGUGCAGACUUGACAAUAGACGCGAUGAAUAUAUUUUUGAAAAUGGAAAAAGCGCGCGCUAUUCUAAUAAUGCCGUGUUGCUAUCAUAGAAUACUUGAAGAAACUAGUUGUAAGUUUAAAAAUUUUCCACUAAGUAAUGCUUUGAAAGAUAUAUAUCAAAAAUACAAUGGAAGUGAUUAUUUGACGGUGCCGUUUUUGAGGUUAGCAACACAACCUCCGAAUGCUUGUCAAGAAAAAAUGGAAGACUUGGUUUUUAAUUUGUUAGCACGAGCUGUUCUACAACUUUACAGUUCUGAAUAUAAUUGUCAGCUUAAAAGAAAUAAACGUAAAGCAGUACGUUUAAAAUCGAUCGGAAAUAAUUUUGAAGAAUACAUACACGAUGCUAUUGCUGGCUAUAGAUUAAUAUGCAAUAACACAGACAAUAGUAAGAAUAGUACAUUUUUGGAUACUGAACAAUUGUCUAGAAUAUGGCGCGAAAUUCAUCCAUUGACGUUUAAAAAGGCCGCCAUUUUUAUUUUUCUUCAAAAUGUUUUGCAACCGGUUUGCGAAAAUUUUAUUUUAUACGAUAGAUUAUUCUACUUACAAGAGAAAGGAAUAAAAAAUUGUAAAUUUAAGAAAAUCGCUAAUGAAAAUAUAUCACCUCGUUGUUUAGCUUUAUUGGCUCAAAAAUAGUUGUUUUUUAUCUACUUAUAG
Messenger RNA from Vanessa tameamea, 1015 nucleotides. RefSeq lists its product as uncharacterized. The coding region runs from base 347 to 994 and encodes 215 amino acids. NCBI's taxonomy places the organism in Eukaryota, Metazoa, Arthropoda, Insecta, Lepidoptera, Nymphalidae. The record is from RefSeq and is a predicted model, not a curated record. The transcript is spliced from 3 exons.